This is a messenger RNA of Cryptomeria japonica (Japanese cedar), 4314 nucleotides long. RefSeq lists its product as uncharacterized. The transcript is spliced from 6 exons. Gene Ontology annotation, biological process: telomere maintenance; DNA repair. Gene Ontology annotation, molecular function: DNA helicase activity. Lineage: Eukaryota; Viridiplantae; Streptophyta; Pinopsida; Cupressales; Cupressaceae. The record is from RefSeq and is a predicted model, not a curated record. Bases 1 to 4314 code for a protein of 1437 amino acids.
AUGGAUCAACCAAUAUUGAAUUUUGAAUCGGAAGAGGAGAGGAGGCAAUAUCAAAGAGCACAAAGAAGAGAGUAUCAGAGAGAAUAUCAAAGAGAAUAUAGGAGACGACAACGGGAACGUUUGACAGAUGAUCAAAGGGAAGAAGAAAGAAGAAGACAAAGUGAAGCUCGAAGACAAAGAAAUGCUAGACGAGCAGAAAAUGAAAGCUCAAGGUCAAUAGAACGAGUUGCAGAGACACCUCGACCUAGAAGUCAAUUUGAGAAUAAUUUGGGUGCAGAAGGUGAUGCACAAAAUAGACAAAAUACAAAUGGAAUUAUUCGAGCUGAUUUUCAAAGAUUUCAAAUGCAAUUUCGACACCAAUUAGAUCGCUUUAGAAUGCCAAGCAUGUGUUAUAUUUGUCAAGAGUGUUAUCUAGGAAUUAAAGUAAAUCGUAGCUCACAAGGUCCUAUAUGCACUAGAUGUAGACAAGAGAGAGGAAACAAUAGAUUUUCGGCUUCAAACAAUAUGGAUCCCGGGCCACAACCAGAAGAGCUUGCAAGUUUGACUCAAGUAGAAGAAAUGUUGAUUGCACGUGUCAACCCAAUAUUACAAGUUACACAUGCAACAGGUGGUCAAUACAAAUACAAAGGACACACAAUAAGUUUUCCACAAAAUGUGGAACAUAUUUCAAACAUUUUGCCACAUACAAUAGAUCAUUUGCCAAUCAUUAUUGUUCGAAGAAGGGACCAACGUGGCACAAAUUAUAACUUUACAGUGAAUAGGGAUCGUGUGUACAGAGCACUUAAAUACAAAAUUGAGCAUGAUAAAUAUUAUUCUGAUGUCAUAGUUAAUGAGAAUGCUCUCAAUGAUCUAUCUAGCAAUUUUGAUGAAAAUAUUUUCAACAGAUUGAAGACAGUGCAUAUAGAAUUUGAUUCUGAUGCAAAUGAAAUCAUAUUUGUGGGUCCAAUCAUGGAAACAGAUGAAGGUAAUACAAUUGACCACACAAAUUCAAUGGCUUCUAAACUACCUAAUGCUCAAAAAGAAAUGGAAUUAAUACAUGCAUGGAUAAAUAAUCCUGAUACAAAUCAAACAGCAUUGAUCGAUUGGCCAGCAAUUGGUACAUCUCCUAUCAAUGAGUAUGUCACAUUGGGAUUACUUGAUAUGGCAUUUCCAACAUUGUUUCCUGAUGGUAGAUGUGACUGGUUAGAGCCACGAAUGAGGCGAGUGCAUUUGCAUGAAUUUGUGAAACAUCUACUGCGGUAUAGAGAUCAUCGAUUUGGUCAACAUCCAAGAUUCAAAUAUUUUAUGAUGAACAUGAUUAUGAGACAUCGUGCACAAAAUUCAUCUGCAGUCUUUGUAAAACGAGGUUUUCAUGACAUGCCAAUCACUAUCAAUGAAUUGCGUCAGCAUAUGGAAAAUAUGCCACAAUCCCAUUUAGCAAAUAGGUUGAUGCGGUUUGGAACAUCAUUGAGGGGUACAAGGUCAUAUUGGGCCAAAUGUUGUGCAGAAUUAACAGACAUGCUUCAUCAAAUAGGCUCCCCUACGAUAUUCUUCACAUUAAGUGUAGCAGAUAUGUAUUGGCCUGAUUUGCAUGCACUAAUGUCGGGAACAUCACCAACCACUCCACGAGAAGCUCAAAAUUGGAGAAAGCAGAAUGCAUUUCAAAAUUUUCCUCUACAUCCAUGUCUAAAAAAUACAAGACAACUUGCAGAGAUAGAUAUUGAUAAGGACUAUGAAGAGAUCCUUAACUGUGUAGAACGACAUACAUUGUGUAGGGAGGGUGCAUGCCUGCGAAAAAAAAGAGGAAGGAUGGUUUGUAGGUAUAAUGCUCCUUGGCCUUUGAAUCUGAGUGGGUCCAAAUUAUAUGAAGAUAUAGAAACAGGUGAAAAAAAAUUUGAACCUGCAAGAAAUGAUGAUAGGGUGAAUUCACAUAAUCGUCACAUAUUGCAAUUAUGGAGAGCAAAUAUAGAUUGGCAACCUGUUCUUUCCAAACAUGCAGUAGUCAAAUAUAUUGCCAAAGCAAAUAUAGAUUGGCAACCUGUUCUUUCCAAACAUGCAGUAGUCAAAUAUAUUGCCAAGUAUGCAGCGAAAGCAGAGAAAAGCUCUGAAACAUAUCACCAGAUGUUGAUGAGCCUCUCCAACAUGGAAGACCCUAAUGAUUUAGCUACUCGAGCAUAUAGAAGGCUUCUGACUGAAACAAUUAUUGAAAGGGACAUUGGUGCUCAAGAAACAUGUCACAUGUUGUUAGAACUUCCAUUAGUAGAGAGUAGUAGAAGAUUUGUUAAUCUAAAUGUCUCACAUGAGGUGUUCAAACCUGUAACUAUAAAUGAUGAAGAGAAUAAUGAAGAGCAGACAAAAUCUUUCAUUGAUGGAUAUAAAACAAGGCCUCUUUGUAUGGAAGGUGUCACAUUAAUUGAUGCAGCUAGAUCAUGGAUAUAUAAUCCUGAAAGAAAACGAGACAACAAAUGGGAACCAAGGGAAAGAGCAGCAAUUGUUAGAGUUUUUCCUAGGUUUGUAUCUCUUCCUCCACGUGAGUCAAAUAAAUGGAUUGACUUUUGUUUAUCAGAGUUAUUACUCUACAAACCAUUUCGUGACAUAGAAAGGGAUAUUGGUCAUGAUGAUGACUCUAUGAUAGCAAAUUGGGAGUCAUUUACCUACAAUCCUUGGCAUGUCGAACGAAUAACAAGUAUUGAAAAUGCAGAGGCUAAUACUGAUUCAGAAAUUGAAGAGAAUGAAGCUAUUCAGAGAAAUACCACAGAGCAUGAAUGGGAAAUUAUAUCUAGGCUACAUCAUGGUCAAAAUAUACAAUUUUUAGAAAUAGAUAUGUUGGGGAGAAGAGACAUUGAUAGACAUACAAAUUGGUCUACUGAUUAUCAAGGUGAAGAGUACACAACUACAGCAAUCAGUUUCAUAACUAACAUGAAGGAUCAUGGAUGUCUUAUAUAUGAUGAUAUACCCCAAUGCAUCAACUACAUGACCCUCAGUGAUAAGCAAAAAAAGGCAGUUGAUAUAAUUAUGACACACUAUCAGAGGAAUCAAAAUAAAGUGCCAUUGUUCAUGAUAAUUCAGGGAACAACAGGUACAGGAAAGUCAUAUUUAAUUGGUGCCAUCAGUCAAGCUCUUGAAAAUGCUGCAAUGCCAUCUCGUUCUCCCCUUCUAUUACUUGCACCAACAGGAGUUGCAGCGUUCAAUAUAGGGGCCUCUACAGUUCAUUCCAAAUUGAGAAUCCCAAUACGAGAUUUCACUCAACUACAGGGAACAAGACUUGCCAUUUUUCAAGAAGAAAUGGCGCAUAGCAAGUACAUUUUGAUUGAUGAAAUGAGCUUCAUUGGUCAAAACAUGUUGGAAAACAUAGAUUCUCGACUCCGACAAGCAUACCCACAAAGUGCACACCUAAGUUUUGCAGGUAUAUCUAUGAUUUUGGUAGGAGAUUUGGGUCAAUUGCCUCCGGUUAAUGAUAGACCUGCAUAUGCCAGUAAUAGACGGGCAAAGCUACUAUGGGAGGAAUUCAAAAUUGUGGUUACUUUAGAUAAAAUAUUCAGACAAGAUGGAGAAAAUAUUCAGCAACAAAGAUUUCGUCAACUUUUGACAAAUCUAAGAGAUGCAAACCCACAAAUUGAUGAUUGGAAGCUACUAAUGAUGAGAACCCCUACUAACAUAGAUGUUGCAAGUAAUUCUGAAUUUGAAAAUACUGUCCAUUUGUUCUCCACAAAUGACAAUGUUCAUAGUCAUAAUAAAAAAAUGUUAUAUUCAUUGAGGCAUCCCGUUGCACGAAGUGUUGCAACAAAAGCAGGAAGUGUUAAUAUAGCAGAAGAUUUCUCAACUGGUGAACUUGAUCUAGAGUUAUUGAUCAGUAAGAAUUCAAGGGUCAUGCUAACUUCAAACCUUUGGAUACAAGCAGGUCUUGUAAAUGGAGCUUUGGGAUAUGUUCAAAAGAUUGUCUACAAGCCAGGAAGUGCUCCACCUGACCCACCGACAUAUGUGAUGGUUGAAUUUGAUAAUUACUCAAGAUUACCAUUUGAAUAUCAUCAUCCAAAUACAAUUCCAAUAACAACAAUACAAAAGGGUAGAACACUUCAGCUACCAUUGAGAUUGGCAUGGGCAUUGACUAUACAUAAAUCUCAAGGAUUGACUCUUCCAAAAGUAACUAUCGAUAUAGGACCAAGAGAAAGAACUGGAUUGACAUUUGUUGCAGUAUCUCGUGUAAAAUCUCUAGAGGGUUUGAGAAUAAUGCCACCAUUUACAUAUGAUCGUUAUGAGAAAAUGAAAAAGGGUAGACAACUUGCGAAGCGCAAGGCUGAGGAAAAUAGGCUCAAACUUUUGGAAGAUAAUUGA